UUGAAUAGAAAUUAUUCAAUAUAUUGCCUCCACAUCCACUACAGAUCGCAAAUGCCACAAACAAUUGAUGAUCCUUUUUUUUUCCUUCCUUCUCAACAAACUUCCUUUCAAAGAAAACCUUCUAGUACAAUCAUGUCUGCCUCUCCAUGGUUUGGUCCGUUGGCCCUUGAUCUGAUCCAUAUUACAUAA
This is a messenger RNA of Cokeromyces recurvatus, 189 nucleotides long. RefSeq lists its product as uncharacterized. The record is from RefSeq and is a predicted model, not a curated record. The transcript has a single exon. The annotation marks the transcript as partial. Lineage: Eukaryota; Fungi; Mucoromycota; Mucoromycetes; Mucorales; Mucoraceae.